GGGACUCUAGCUGUGGAGUCUGGCCUAGCACAGCUCCCACCCAGCUUUCCAGGGACAUCGGGGGACCGUUCAGGACACGGGGGAGGUCGGGGCGCACAACAGGGACAGUUCAGGACACGGGUAGUCUGUGCACACAGCAGGGACAGUUCAGGACAUGGGUGGUCGGUGCACACAGCAGGGACAGUUCAGGACACAGGUGGUCAGUGCGCACAACAGAGACAGUUCAGGACACAGGUGGUGGUCAGUGCACACAACAGGGACAGUUCAGGACACAGGGGCGGUGCGCAUGACAGGGACAGUUCAGGACACGGGUGGUCAGUGCGCACAACAGGGACAGUUCAGGACACGGGGGGGGGGCGGUGCGGCUAUGACAGCUUGCGGCUUCACAGCCGGUGCCCG
This is a messenger RNA of Staurois parvus, 399 nucleotides long. The record is from the annotation of a GenBank genome assembly. NCBI's taxonomy places the organism in Eukaryota, Metazoa, Chordata, Amphibia, Anura, Ranidae.